Molecule: messenger RNA, 5166 nt
Organism: Dipodomys ordii (Ord's kangaroo rat)
Lineage: Eukaryota; Metazoa; Chordata; Mammalia; Rodentia; Heteromyidae
Gene: Map3k2
Product: mitogen-activated protein kinase kinase kinase 2
Exons: 16
Coding region: 67-1929 (620 amino acids)
Biological process (GO): protein phosphorylation
Molecular function (GO): protein binding; protein kinase activity; ATP binding
Source: RefSeq, a predicted model, not a curated record
CAAGGUAAUAAAGAAUGCUGAUGGAAGAACAGUUAUUCUAAUUUCCACAUUGUCAAGCUGGUUGCCAUGAUGGAUGAUCAGCAAGCAUUGAACUCAAUCAUGCAAGAUUUGGCUGUCCUUCAUAAGGCCAGUCGACCAGCAUUAUCCUUACAGGAAAGUAGAAAAACAAAAUCUUCAUCACCAAAAAAGCAGAAUGAUGUCCGAGUCAAAUUUGAACAUAGAGGAGAAAAAAGAAUCCUUCAGUUCCCCAGACCAGUUAAGCUAGAAGACCUGAGGUCUAAGGCUAAAAUUGCAUUUGGACAGUCCAUGGAUCUACAUUAUACCAACAAUGAGUUGGUAAUUCCAUUAACUACCCAAGAUGACUUGGACAAAGCUGUGGAGCUGCUAGAUCGCAGUAUUCAUAUGAAGAGCCUCAAGAUACUACUUGUAAUUAAUGGAAGUACACAGGCUAUAAAUUCAGAACCAUUGCCAUCACUAGAAGAUCUGGAUAAUACAGUACUUGGAGCAGAGAAGAAGAAGCGGCUUUCUCUAAUUGGUUCCACUAGUAGAGAUAGAAGUUCCCCUCCCCCAGGAUACAUUCCAGAUGAAUUACACCAGGUUGCCCGGAAUGGGUCAUUCACUAGCAUCAACAGUGAAGGAGAGUUCAUUCCAGAGAGCAUGGACCAAAUGCUGGAUCCAUUAUCUUUAAGCAGCCCUGAAAAUUCUGGCUCAGGAAGUUGUCCAUCACUUGAUAGUCCUUUGGAUGGAGAGAGCUAUCCAAAAUCACGAAUGCCUAGGGCACAGAGCUACCCAGAUAAUCAUCAGGAGUUUUCAGACUAUGAUAACCCUAUCUUUGAGAAAUUUGGAAAAGGAGGAACAUAUCCAAGAAGGUAUCAUGUUUCAUAUCAUCAUCAAGAGUAUAAUGAUGGUCGUAAAACCUUUCCAAGAGCUAGAAGGACCCAGGGCACCACCUUCCGGUCUCCUGUGAGUUUCAGUCCUACUGAUCACUCCUUAAGCACUAGUAGUGGCAGCAGUAUCUUUACCCCAGAGUAUGAUGACAGUCGAAUAAGAAGAAGGGGAAGUGACAUAGACAAUCCUACUUUGACUGUAAUGGACAUCAGCCCACCUAGCCGUUCACCUCGAGCUCCAACCAACUGGAGAUUGGGAAAACUGCUUGGUCAAGGAGCCUUUGGCAGGGUCUAUCUCUGUUAUGAUGUUGAUACAGGAAGAGAAUUGGCUGUUAAGCAAGUUCAGUUUGACCCUGAUAGCCCUGAAACCAGCAAGGAAGUAAAUGCACUUGAGUGUGAAAUUCAGUUGUUGAAAAACUUGCUGCAUGAGCGAAUUGUUCAGUAUUAUGGCUGUCUGAGGGAUCCCCAGGAAAAAACACUUUCCAUCUUUAUGGAAUAUAUGCCAGGGGGUUCAAUUAAGGACCAAUUGAAGGCAUAUGGCGCUCUUACUGAGAAUGUGACUAGAAAAUAUACCCGUCAGAUUCUAGAGGGUGUUUAUUAUUUGCACAGUAAUAUGAUUGUCCAUAGAGAUAUCAAAGGCGCAAAUAUCCUGCGAGAUUCAACAGGCAAUGUCAAACUAGGAGAUUUUGGGGCCAGCAAACGACUUCAGACCAUCUGUCUCUCAGGCACAGGAAUGAAGUCUGUCACAGGCACUCCAUACUGGAUGAGCCCUGAAGUCAUCAGUGGAGAAGGCUAUGGCAGAAAAGCUGAUAUCUGGAGUGUAGCAUGUACUGUGGUAGAAAUGCUAACUGAAAAGCCACCUUGGGCUGAAUUUGAAGCAAUGGCUGCCAUCUUUAAGAUUGCCACUCAGCCAACAAACCCAAAGUUGCCACCUCAUGUCUCAGACUAUACUCGAGACUUCCUCAAAAGGAUUUUUGUAGAGGCCAAAUUGAGACCAUCAGCUGAUGAACUCCUGCGGCACAUGUUUGUGCAUUAUCACUAGCAACCAGCCUGCUGUGCCUGUACCCAGUUCCCAUCCUGUUCGUUCACCUUCUCUCUGACUGCACUUUUCUUUCAUUAAAAAAAAGAGAGAGAGAUGGGGGGGGAAGACAAGAGGGAAAGUAUUUCUCUUGAUUAUUGGUUAAAUUUGUUUAAUAAUAAUAGUAAUCUAAAUUUUAUAUUUAAUCUUUUUUCUCCUUAGAAGAACUUGAAGCUUUUAAUUUUUAUAAUGUACUGAUGUGGUUGAGAAAGACAAAGCACUUUAGUACAUAUUCACUCUUUUUAGAAUAAACAAAUCAUUUGGAGUAUAUAGUUGGUAGUCUUUCCAUGCAUCACUUAUUCUAUUGGUGGUGACAAGGAGACAUGGUCAACAAGGAUAAGAAAAUAAUGUACAAUUUGUAGUUUUUAGUGAUAAUUUAAAGUAGAUCCUCAUUUGUAGGUUUGAACCCUAAAUUUGAGUUAGGGUAGGUACUCAACUUAAAGAAUACAGGUUUUUUUUUUUUACAUCUGUAUUCUUUAGAUCCUAACCUCUGUCUACCAAGCUUUUUGCUCAGUAGGAAUCUUGAUAGAAGAUAUGAAUCUCUAAGAAGUAUGUUAAUUUGUCAACCAGUAUAAUAAGCAAAUACACUAUAAUAGAUCCAUGUUACUGGAAUCUUUAGACUUUGAGGGCUAGCUUUCUGCUAAAAAAUACCAAGACAAUAAUACUUUAUUUGUAAACAGAUAGGGGAAGUCAUUGAGUAUAACCAACUAAAAGAUUUUUUUCAUUAAAUAUAUGAACAGUUACCACAUUUGCCAAGUAAAUAGAAAUGAUAAAUGACAGAACCAAGUAUUUAGUAUAUGUUAAACUAUGUUCUUGAGGGGAAGUCCCAAAAUUAAGGAAUUGGGAAAUAAUAAAAAUCAUGUAUAUGGUCUUCUUAUUUCCAGUCACUGAUUUCCUGUAGGUAAUGGUCUUUAGAAACUAAAAGUUCAGCCUUAAGUAUUCUUAUGUUAAAACCAGUGUCUUGAGAUAAAACCUUUGUUCUCAGGAUCAGAGAAUACUAAAAUGUGUCAGAAAAACAGAUAUGUAAAGCACCGAGGGUGUCAGUGGCUUGGGGUAAUUUUACUUCCUUUGUUAUUUGGCAAUACCUGGAGCCAUUUUUUGUGUAUCACAAUUGAGAAGAUACUACUGGCAUUUAGUGGUAGAGGCCAGGAUGCUGCUAAAGUAGAUGCCAUUAUGCAGGAUAGCAUCCCCAAAUUCUUCUGCCCCAAAUGUCAAAAAGUGCCUAGACUGAGAAAUCCUGAUAUAGAUGCAAGUCCACGUUAUAAAUUGAAAGCAGGUAUUUGCAGAAAUGCAAAUAUCAGAGAGAAAUAUGUACAAUAAAAUGAGGGUUCAUAAGAAGAAAUACCACUACUUUAAGUUAGGGGUGAAAGAUCUCAACAAAUAGAAUUCACUUCCUUACUAACUAUAGAUUAUACCGAAAUCAGCUCUUCCAUUCUAGAAACAAAAUGAGUUUGAAUAUCAAGCCUUUAAAAAACUCAGUAUCUGCUUAUAUUCUUUCCUUAAAAGUCUAUUCAUAAUUAUGAGCAAAAAAAAGCGCCUAUCAAAACAAGUUGUUUACUACCAGCAAGAAGGUUAAUACACUGCUGGGUACUUGCAGUAUAAAGUAUGCACUGAGGACAAGGAUAUUAAAUGGAAAGAGACAGCUGGGAAAGAUCCCAUGAUCUCUAAUGAAAUUGUGCUGCUACAAAAGAUGAGGAUAAGUCAUUUGGCCAUUUGAAGAUUUUUCAGCAUAUUAAAGCAAAUGCUAAGUACUUCAUUUUUAAAGGUCUAGAAAUAAUCAUCUUCCCAGAGGAUUUCAAUAUGAUGCCUUUCAUUGAUCCCUAAGAAAACUGAGGUGUUAUUUUCGGCCACAAGGUAUGCUUAUUUAUCAAUUCUUUGAAGUUAGGUAGAUCUUGGUUUAAUUCAUCAAGGUCCUUCCUAACUGUCAUUUCCCUGCAAGAAUGUUUGAAAUUCCAUUAACUGGUCUGAAAGUCAAAGCACAAAAUUAACACUUACACUCUGAAAAAUCAAAGGAAGCAGCUAGCAAAAAAAAAAAAAAAGAAUUAGGUGCCUCUAACCUUGGUAAAUAAGCUAGCUGCCUAAUCUUAGCUAGAAAUAUGGUCUCCACAUGUGUUGAUUUAUUACAGUUUUCUCAUCUUUGAUUAAUGAUGACAUCUUUUGUACUUGAGGAAGAUCAUGGUAUCUGGACCAGUGGAUUUUCCCCUCAUUUCUUUGUAUUAUGUGGUUUUGAUUCCCUUUGGCUCAUUUUUGGUCAGGAUAAACAGCAGUACAGAAUCUGAGGCAAAUGUUCUUCAAAGAUAAAUCUAGGGAGACUGUGAAACUCAGAGCAGAAUUGUUGGCUUUUUUUCAGUCUCCUUUUUCUAAAUGCUAUAGAAAAUGAUGGCACCUAAAAAAAAAACUAACACUGUUACAAAAUACCUUUGCUUUAUAAGAAAAAUGUUAGCUAUGGGAAAAUAAUGUUCUUUAUGUAAAGACUUAAAAUAGACUAAUAGUUUACAGGCAUAUUAUAGAAUAUGUUGUGAAUUUAUUUCAGACAACUUAUAAAGGUACCAAAAACUACAAUGAAAGUACAUAUAUAUAUAUAACUCCUGGAACAGAAAAACUUGAAAUUGUGGUAGGGGGAGUAAAAGACCAAAAGUACAUUUUAAAAAGAGACUUUAGAAAAACUGUUAUCAGAAGAAAUUAAAUAUUACACUCCAUUGUUUUCUUCUUUCUAAUAAUGGUAUGUAUCGACAAAACUAAAUUUGAACUUUGAAAGUAACUUUAAAUGUAUUUUGGGUUUUUUUUUUUUAAUGUAUAACUGAUUCUUCUAUACUGUAAUGUUUCUUUGCAAAGGCUGGAAAAUGGCCAGACUGCUGACUUUGUGCCUUUCAAAUGCAUUCUGCUUUGACAGUAGCAGAUGUUUUGGUGCUGGAGAAGAUUCACUAGCAGUCUUCUUUGUGCUUUUCAGGAAAUAUCUUCCUACUUAGGCCUUGAGCGAUUCAGGCACAUGACUUAGGAUUGGACCAAAUAUAAGAUCUGUCUCAUUGUAAAAAGCGUGAGUUGAAUGAAAUGACUAAAAAUAUUACAAUGACAGAUAGAAAUUUUGAUGAGUUAGUAAUUCCUUAAAAUAUAUUUAAAGGUUUGAGGUUAGAGGUGUGACUCAGUUGGUAGAGUGCUACCCAGUGAAUGACAACAUCAAGUACAGAAUUCAAAUCCUGG